UGCAGAAAAGUAAGACUACCCAGAGCCUUUGGUGUACUCUGGAUGGUGAAAGUCUAGCUUUCUACAGAAAUAAGCGUUCCUCAUGUAUGUUCACAAUAGAGAUCAAAAGGAUUAAGUCUGUUACACCAUAUCUUGAUAAAAAACAAUUUGAGGUCUUCACAGAAAAGAGCUUCCUGUUUUCUGCUGAGACAUUGGAACUUUGCCAGGAUUGGAUCAACCACAUAGAGGAGGCCAGACAACAGGAUGGUGAGCUCCUCAUUACUAGUCAGAAACCAGAAAAGCAGCCAAUGUCACCAAGACGAGGCUCUCUUCCCCAACAAAAUGCUGUCAGUAAUGCUAUGAAUCAACUGUCUAGUAAAUCGGUCAAUGAAUCCAGCUCAACAAAACCAACAGACAGAAAGAUAGACAGAACAUCAAGCACAAAAGAUAUGAUCAAUAGAUUUUCAGGUGAAAUCACCCCAAAAGAAAACGUAAGUUCCCCUUCCCGUCCAUUACGACUUAACUCUGGAGGAAAAGUCAACAGUCUCCUGACACGAUUUUCUGGAGGUGGAAAUUCAUCGCCAACAUCUCCAGUAUCUCCACCUCUGCAGUCACAUUUACCACCACUGAAGACUUCAGACAGACCAGCGUCAUUCAGCCUAACUCAUCACUCAUCAUCUAAUUCAUCUGUGCAACCGUUGUCAGUGGGUAACAAGCCUACAGAUCAGAAGAUGCCAGGAAUUACCACCACAAGUACUGGUACUAAGAUUGAUCUGUCGCAAGUAUCAAGUGUAGCAAGUGAAGGGGUGCAGGGUCAGACCAGUAACUCAGCUGCAGAGUGGCACACUGACUCUGGGUAUACCUCAGGUGUAUGUAGCAGCCCACCUAAGGACAUCAUCCAGGCAGAAAGAAGUGAAGAUGUGUGUCAGACUGGUGGCAAUAGUCCUGAUGACAACACAGAUGAACCUGUGAGGCUCAGAACAAAAAUGUUGCCUAAUGGUGAUAAUCAUCAUAAUGCUGUAGCCGCCUCUGGAAUUGAUGCUGAUGUAGAGGGAGAGGAGGACGAUGAAGACAGUGAGCAGGUUGGCCCAAAUCUUCAACUCCUCGAUGAGUUGAUGAAUUUAACAUUUGAAGAGAUCGAAGUUCCUCAAGGGUCAUCUGUAGAUCUGAGUUCAUUCACAGAACUUAAGGAAUUACUGACAGAUUUGCCAACAUCUCUGAUGUUACAGAGAAGUGUUGAUGUGAACAACCAGACAGCUGUGGAAGAAUUGAGUCAAUUUCUCAAAACAGUUCAUUGAAGGUGUACAUAUAAUCAUGCCCACUUACACAAUGCAUUCCAGUAAUUCAGAAAUAUCAGUAUUUUUCUAGAGCAACUGUUGCAGCAAUGGUACGAGAUAUAAUAGUCAAAGUUAGAGGUGAUUCAGAAUGGUUACUGUAAACCAGCUUUUUUUUUUUUUUACAUGCGAUACACUUUCACAAAUUUUAUGAUUAUUUAAAAGUUUAGGCCAGAAUAGUAAUGAAAAAUUAUUGUUUGAGAAAGAUUUUCUCAUCACUGAAAGUCACAAUGAAGAAAUCACAAAAAGUUAAUAGUUAUGGAAAGUGGUUAUAGUAAUGAGUUAGCAUUUGGUUUGAUACAAUACUUUUUAAUGAAACAUCUUAGGAAAGUUGUUCUUUCUCAAUAGUCUUUUUAAAAACUAUGUGGAGGACAAAGUUGGUGUGUUUACAAUACAGAAUUUUUGCUGCUAAUGUUAUAUGGUGGUAAUGAUGACCUGCUGGUGGUGUUGACUCUUGCAGGAAAAUAUCUUGUGACAAGCCACUGAUUUUUUAUGACAACUAUAUGGAUUUCUAUGACCAACCUGCGCUAGUUUCUAAACCACCUGUUAUGUAAACUUUAUAUCACAUCAUACAAACAUUAGAAUUGCAUUAAAGAUUGUACAUGAAUAAUGAUAUUUAAAUGCAAGUAUGAACAAACUUCUACUAUAGCAAUUUGAAAAAAGUAUUCAAUCGAAAGUUUUAAAACAAAUUUUCAGAAUGUGAGGAAAAACCAUAAGUCAGAGAGAUAUGGGACAAAAUAUGAAUCAGUUUAUUUCAGAUUUAUGACUGUCAUAAAGAAGCUGUUUUAAUUCAAUAUCAAUCAGACAGCUGUCAUGACAGCCUGACAUAUAUGUAUGUAGAAUAGGAAUAGGCAGAGAGCACAGCCAGAAAGUUACUCAGAAGUGCUAAGGUGUUAUCUCCCUUUGACUACCUCAGUAGCAUUUAAUGGGGAGUAACUCUGUUAGGACUGGUAACAAAUUCUUGAGAACCAACAAUCAAGUGUUUAUACAGUGUUGAUAUGAUACAGAGUAUGUAAACCAUUGAUCUGAACUGUGGUGGUCCGGGUAUAAUGAUCUGGUGGAUUGUGUUUCAAAUAACAUCACAAUGUUUAAAUGUAGAUUGUCUUCAAAUUCAUAAAAUCUAUGGUCAAGGGACUAAUUAUCUUGAUCUAGAGGAAUGUGUGUCUUUUACUAGAGUCACCUGGCAGGCAUCAGGGUUUAAUGUAUGGAGUACAUAAAACAUUUUGAAUACCUUUUGUAAAUAUGAAUUGGACAGUAUUGUUUCUGAGGAAACUGCAAUUUUCAAGGUUAGAUUUAUAGUCAACUUUUUUGUUGAAAAUAAAUACACCGUGUAAUUAAAUUAGAUUUGUAUUAAGAUGCGGUUGCCUUUACUCUGUAUCAUGUCCUUUAUACAGUAAUAAUAAUAACUAUGUAACCUGUAUUACAAUGUCGAUAUUAUAUGGUUAUUUUGUGUUUUUUUUUAUUUUUAUGUAUCCACCGUUAUUAAAAAGAUAAGCGAGCACAAUUUAGAGUUAGAACUAAAUUUUUCCUCAUUGCUGUU
Molecule: messenger RNA, 2853 nt
Organism: Ylistrum balloti
Lineage: Eukaryota; Metazoa; Mollusca; Bivalvia; Pectinida; Pectinidae
Exons: 4
Coding region: 87-1277 (396 amino acids)
Source: RefSeq, a predicted model, not a curated record